Cylicostephanus goldi is the source of this 723-nucleotide messenger RNA. NCBI's taxonomy places the organism in Eukaryota, Metazoa, Nematoda, Chromadorea, Rhabditida, Strongylidae. The record is from the annotation of a GenBank genome assembly.
AUGUCGCAUUCAACUGUGAAUAACAACGACGUCGCAGUUCCUCCGAGUGCUUCUGCUGUAGGAAUGCUGGACGAAAGUGAUGCGGAAGCUGUUGCUGCUCACAAACUAGCUCUUUUGAGAAAGGAACAGGAAAGAAGUCGUUGGCUCAACAGUCCUAAUGCGUAUCAAAAGGUGGAGAUUCUCGAAACUGGGACUGAUAAUCCCAAGAAAAUCACAAAGUGGGUACAAGAUGCUACAUCCCCAUCAGCCAGUGGAACUCCUGUCAAGAUAAACAUGCCUCACCACUUUAGUCCGAUGUCGAGCAACCCAAAAGAGUUCAAAGACAAGCAGCGGGCUAUAAAGGAGAGUGGGAGACUAGGAACAACCACUGCUGGCCCACAGAGCCAAAUACUCGACGGAGUUACGUACGAAGAGAUAGCUAAAAUGCGGGUAAGCUUGCCUGAUGUUGAUGGCAUUGUUGGUCAGACAGAUAGGACAGUUCUUAUUGGUACGGCUAGUAAGGGAAUCAUUGACAGGCAGCAUCAGCACAAUGCUCAGGUCUAUCGUCAACUCUAUGCUCCCAACCCAUUUGCUUGCGAAACUGAUGAGGACAUCAAGAAGUACAUGGAGGAGGUGCGAAAUUUUUCGCUUUUUUCUCCAGUCCCCUGGACAGUCAAAGUGUUAUUUACUCACUUUUUCACAGUUACUAGUUCCACAGUUUCUUCGUCCCCAAGUAUUGAGUGA